Brugia pahangi is the source of this 1917-nucleotide messenger RNA. The record is from the annotation of a GenBank genome assembly. NCBI's taxonomy places the organism in Eukaryota, Metazoa, Nematoda, Chromadorea, Rhabditida, Onchocercidae.
AUGAUAUCUGUCGGCUUACUGUUUCUGGGGAUCUUCCGCAAUGCUCAGGCAUAUCUCCUACGUUCAAAUGCUACAGAUAAAAGAAGCCGACGAGGAAAUAGAUCAGGAAGGGAAGCAUCGAUGUCUCCAAUUUCUAAUCGUGUCAGCAGUGGGUCAUUAGCUGAUGCAGUUUUCAAAUCAGCUUGUGAAGAACGGAUUUUGCUAGCUUAUGCUGAUUAUAACCCGGACAUGACAAAGGUUGUGAAUUUAUUUUCAAAAUAUAAUGAAACGGUGAAUACAGUACGUGUCAGUAACGAUGCUGUUAAGAACAUAUUAGAGAUUGUUAGAUGGCCAUCAAUGCCGCUUAUUUUUGUUAAAGGGAACUGUUGUGGUGGUUUCAAAGAACUUUAUCAGUUGGAGGAAAGUGGUUUUUUGAACGAAUGGUUAAAGGAACAUGAGUAUGACCUUGCUAUUGUUGGAGGUGGUUCUGGUGGUUUAGCGGCUGCAAAGGAAGCUGUUCGUCUAGGCAAAAAAGUGGUUUGUUUGGAUUUUGUUAAACCAUCAGCAAUGGGCACAACUUGGGGAUUAGGUGGAACUUGUGUUAAUGUGGGCUGCAUACCGAAGAAAUUGAUGCACCAAGCUGCACUUUUGGGCGAAUAUAUCGUUUUAGAAGAUGCUAAGAAGUUUGGCUGGGAAAUACCGGAAGGUGCAAUAAAGUUAAACUGGCAUCAAUUGAAAAAUGCUGUGCAAAAUCAUAUUGCUUCGUUGAAUUGGGGAUAUCGAGUUCAACUAAAAGAAAAAUCAGUAACGUAUAUGAACUCGUACGCAACUUUUACUGGUUCGCAUGAACUAAGUGUCAAAAACAAGAAAGGAAAAGUAGAAAAAGUUACUGCUGACAGGUUUUUGAUCGCUGUCGGAUUGAGGCCACGUUUUCCUGAUGUUCCAGGAGCAUUGGAAUGCUGUAUUAGCAGUGACGAUUUGUUUUCAUUGCCCUAUAAUCCCGGAAAAACUCUUUGUGUCGGUGCAUCAUACGUUUCGCUGGAGUGUGCUGGAUUUUUGAAAGGUAUUGGUAAUGAUGUCACGGUUAUGGUUAGAUCAAUUUUGUUGCGUGGUUUCGAUCAAGAUAUGGCAGAACGCAUUAAGAAACAUAUGACAGAACGUGGUGUGAAAUUUGUCCAAUGUGUACCAAUCAAAUAUGAGAGGCUCAAAAAGCCAACCGACAGUGAACCAGGAAUGAUUAGAGUUCAUACGAUCCAGGAAGAUGAAGAUGGAACAAAGGAAGUUACAGAAGAUUUUAAUACAGUCUUGAUGGCAAUAGGACGUGAUGCUAUGACAGAUGAUCUUGGUCUGGAUGUAGUCGGUGUAAACCGUGCAAAGUCUGGCAAAAUAAUUGGAAGAAGAGAGCAAAGUGUUAGUUGUCCUUAUGUUUAUGCCAUUGGUGAUGUGCUAUAUGGCUCUCCAGAGCUUACACCUGUUGCAAUACAAGCAGGUAAAGUUUUAAUGCGACGUCUUUUCACUGGCAAUUCUGAGCUCACCGAAUAUGAUAAAAUACCGACGACAGUAUUUACACCGUUGGAAUAUGGUUCUUGCGGAUUAUCGGAGUAUUCUGCUAUCCAAAAAUAUGGAAAAGAAAAUAUCAACGUGUAUCAUAAUGUAUUCAUUCCUCUUGAGUACGCCGUGACGGAACGAAAAGAAAAAGCACACUGUUAUUGUAAACUUAUCUGUCUGAAAAAUGAACAAGACUUGAUUCUUGGUUUUCACAUUCUCACACCAAAUGCAGGUGAAAUAACACAAGGCUUUGCAAUAGCUUUGAAAUUUGAUGCGAAAAAAGCCGAUUUUGAUCGAUUAAUCGGUAUUCAUCCGACUGUUGCCGAAAACUUUACGACGCUAACGUUGGUUAAGGAAGAUGGGCAAGCACUAAAAGCUACGGGAUGCUGA